Messenger RNA from Somion occarium, 842 nucleotides. The record is from the annotation of a GenBank genome assembly. Lineage: Eukaryota; Fungi; Basidiomycota; Agaricomycetes; Polyporales; Cerrenaceae.
CGCGUUUCGUUCGAAUUUCAUCGACCUAGCGGCAUCUUGCGCUCGCUGUUUGUGCGUCACAAGGCUGCCUUGCUCCUGGCUGGUGAUCCGGUAUCCAUUUUGUGACAAGUUCGCCAUCUUUAUUUCCCCUUGCCAACUCAAACCCACCCGGGCGCAUCACGUUCACAUUUCUUGACAUUCAACACACCAUGUUCUCUCGUGCUAUCCGUUCGACAUUGAGUCAGCCCAACCGUCUGCGUCAUGUUUCCGCUGCAGCCGGGCCAUCUGGUGUUCGGUUCAACAGCAGUUCUUCACAAAAACCUGCGUCUUUGAGUUCACUCGGUCGAAUGAUGGAAGAUUACGCAAAAACCGCAAAGGUUGUGCAACCCGCUUCUUCUCCUCGAGGUCCACCUCCCGACACCCAUCUGGAUGAUCUCACCAGACGAAAAUUCAUCAAACCGUCCGACCUAGGCUUCGAAGCACGAACCGUUACUCCCCACCCUCGCAAACGUCCCUUACUCGGCCCGUCAGCGAAAGAAUCCAAAUACCGCGAUGUCUUCUACCAACUGAAUAUCGACCCUCUGCACGAAGCUUUCAACUCAAAAUUACUCUCAAGGUUCGUGUCAGAGAUGGGCAAAAUCAAAGGUCGAGCAGAAACGAACCUUACCUGGAAAAGCCAACGACGAUUAGGCAAGGCUAUUCGUCGAGCUAAACAGAUGGGUAUCAUACCUAUACUCAGCAAGCGUCCUUUGGACGGCGUGAAGGAGGAUGGGAAGGCUAAGGGAGGCUAUCAAUAGAUUGCGUCUUCCCGGCCGUUGAUACACUAUCGUCACUUCUUGCUUCGUAAUUCACCUGCUAGCUCU